This is a messenger RNA of Fusarium verticillioides 7600, 3054 nucleotides long. RefSeq lists its product as hypothetical. NCBI's taxonomy places the organism in Eukaryota, Fungi, Ascomycota, Sordariomycetes, Hypocreales, Nectriaceae. The transcript has 6 exons. Bases 1 to 2760 code for a protein of 919 amino acids. The record is from RefSeq and is a predicted model, not a curated record.
AUGUUGUUGAAAUCAGGGCAACGCUAUGAAAACGAGCAGAUCCUGCAGGUGCUGUUUGACUUCCAACAGAGUAUGCCUAGCAAUGGCAAUAAUUGGAUAUCGUAUCUCUACCCCGGUAAUGAAAGAGCGCUGGUUCUUGCAACGUUCCCACGCGACUACUAUCCCCGUUGCGCCUUUUUGAAAGCUGAUCCUAGCGUAUCUAUCACCCGUCCUGCUUUGUGUCCUUUAGUCGAUGGAGGCACUUAUGAUGUUAUUGACACAGAGGCAUCGUCAGACGUGUUCUCCAAGCUUUCUACAGAGCUGAACCACUGUAUAAUCGACUUGCUAGAUAGCUUGUCUUUGUGUAACCUUCGGCUUGCAUCAAAGGCAGUUGCAAACCUCAGCAAGCCUACCGAGUUACCUCAAACAUUCUGGGCAAGUCGCUUCAACCAGGAUCGCGAAAUGGGCUUCUUCCCGACGGAGUACAACAGAACAGAGACAUGGCGGGAUCUGUACUUCAACGUGAAGUAUGCUCUUAGAGACAGCUCUAAAACGGGACACAUGAUGAACCGGCGUCGGAUCUGGAGGGGCCUUGGGGUGAUCAGGCCUUACCUGGUCGCCAUGCUUGACCAACACCCACGUCUGGACGAAACAGCUCGUUUGAGAGAGGAGCUAGUGUCAUUAGGAUAUGAAAUGACCCAGAAAACACAAGGUUAUGGAGGACGCCCGGGCGCAAAUCCUUCCGGGGAUAUACAUGUCAGAGGCUCGCGAUACCUGAAGCUGCGACUCGGCGGCGCAUGGAUCUCUGUUAUCACGGGGUGGAUCGAUCAGAGGCCCUACAUAAUAGGCUUUCGGGUCAGGAGGCGAGACCAUGUUGAAAAGUUUCGCAUUGGCUUGAUUAACGUCAAAGCAGAAACGGAAUUCCUCAUCAAGCCAUCGGACCAGGUUAUCGCUGUCAAGGUGGCUACUACCUUUGGUGGCAUAGUUGGACUCGCCUUCAGGAUCAAGGAUGAGCUCGGUGGAGUAGACUGGAAGAUCGUGGGUAAAGUCGACAAGCCUGACGAUUACGUUGGCAUCACACUGCUAAAGCCGCAAAACGGGCCCUAUAUUAGUGGCUUGCUGCUUGGUCUCGAUGCUUGCAAGAUCGUUUCUGUCCAGCUGGUUGAGAAGCUAGGCGACACCACUACUAUGGAUAAGCCAAGAAGCUCUGGACUGCAACAUGUAUGGCAUCCGGCACCGCCUCAACCUAAUGUGGUGACUGUAUUUACUCCCCCCGUCGAUGAACAUGCUUUCAUCUUGAACAUGGACUUUGGCGGCCCGAGUGGCUCACUGCUUCCACUCCUCAUUCGAGUCGCCUUAUUUGUCGAUGAUCGACAUAACGCUGUCAAAGGCUUAGGCUUCUACUACGCUGACGGAACAGAAAGGGAGUUCGGCUUCCGUGAGGUUGUGACUAAUUGCCGACAGCGAGAUAAGACCCUUGAACUGUCUGUUCCUAUCGAUGGACCGGCUGGCGAGAGAAUCUUUGGCCUGAGGGUCAUGGGUCCUUGGUCCUUCAAGUUAAUUACCAAUUUUGGGGGGACUUCAAGAACGAUUGUUCCUGUGACAGGGCUUGGAAUGAACACUCAGGUUAUGCAUUAUGGAGAGCCUGUAACUGGAUUUCUGGCGCAGGUUCGCAUGAUUCCAUUGGAUGGGUCACUACAAUCCUUCGGACUUGUACAUCUUGACCGUCCAGACUCAUCUCAGCCCAAGUCGCCGUCACCUGCGCCCAAACGAUACAAAGGCUAUCAAGGGGAUUCAAAUUAUGUUUUUCUCCACAAGGUCAAGCGCGUAGGGAUCUCAUGCGGAAGAAAAGGGCGCAGCCGACGCCCAGAACAUGUAUCAGGUUUCCUCUUCGAAUUCUGGGACAAAAGCCCGCCCGUUUAUAUCGGUCAGUGGUUCAAAGAGAUUGGUCAUCUCGACGUCUGUGAAGGUGAAAGAAUCACAAGCUUCACUUUCUGGAACGAACCAGUGGUUUGCGCACAUCAUAACAGUAGAACUACAAAGUACAGCGGAGUCCGGAUUGAAAAGUCUGGUCCUGAGCCGAACGCUGUCGAGGUGCAUCCUGGGCCACACGCCAAUAUGCACGAAACGUGCUAUUCGGAGAAUCGCUUCGAGAGACUGGGUGAUCUUGUUUGGGAUGUUUUCCAUUCGCACGACACUACCAGGGUCAGCGUGAAACCUACACCCUUGGCCAAGAAUUGUCUUUCGUCAAUGUCGCAUAUACGCUACGGAGUAUCUACAAAGAGCGACAAGAUGUUCUGGGAGAUAGAAGACGGAAAGGGAGGCUGGACUAGUGUGUCCCAGAUAGCCGCGUUUUUUAAUCCCGACACCAAGGGACUGUGCGGUAUGGAGUUUACAUACCGAGAUAACCAGAUCAGAUGCGGGGGUUAUACCGAGGGAACAAAAACGACCUACAAACUCAAACGAUACGAGAAGGUCACAGGCGCAUGGAAUACAUCUGCGACAAACGUCACCGGUGACAUUAUUGAUGUUUCUUUCAUUUUGAGGGAUACUCAGAGAAUUCAGAUGUACUGCAGUUUCGUGAAGCUCCGUGGUCAUAAUCCCCACCAAGUUUAUCCUACACAAUGUUCUGAAGUCCUGACGGCGAGAAAGGUGCCAGGUGGAGUGUCGGAGUGUGUUGGUGUGUACCUGGAGAUGUGGCCAGACUUGAAGCACAAGGUUUGUUGUCAGAAGUUUGGGCCGUUAUAUGUUGAGCCGGCAGAUGCGGAGGAAGAGAAAUAAAUGACACAGACAGUGUCAGGACGAGUCAAGGUUUCUGUCUGGAUCAAAGAUUGUUGGGGCAUCAUUUGAUGGACGUAUUUGACGACAGCCCAUCAACACGCAAUUCCCAGCAAGGCUUGCAAGCACCUCAGAUGUCCAUUUUCUUAAUGAUGCCUCCCGGAUAUGUUUAGUAGAACAUCCUCAAUUUGCACAAGUAGACGAUGGCUCGGCUACUUUGUCGAUGGAUGUUCAGGGUAGACAAGUAUAGCAUGUAGACGACCAAGUUGAAAAACAUAUUACACGAGUUAUGAGAGA